AUGGGUAACCCGGAGAUCGAGAACAACUGCACUCUGUACAUUUGUACAGACAACUACGAAACGCCGACCAUCAGCGAAAUUCAAAAAAAGCUAGAGAGCCAAAAUGUGGAAAAAAAAAUAGAAGGCAUGGAACACCUAAUAUUUAACAUAAUACAAGGAGAGCCAUAUGGCAAUAUGCUCAUGUGUGUCAUUAGAUUCAUAGUACCUCAUAAGGAUCACCGAUUGAAGAAGUUGACUCACAUUUUCUUUGAGGUCGUGGACAAAUGCAAGAGUGAUGGUAGUUUAAAGGAAGAAAUGCUUCUGGUGUGUAAUGCGCUCAGGAAUGAUAUAAUUUCCCCAAAUGAAUAUGUGAGGGGGUCCACUCUGCGAUUACUAAGUAAAAUUAAAAACCUUAAAAUAAUUGAACCUUUAAUAGAAGCCAUUACGAAGAAUCUGAACCAUCGUCACAGCUAUGUUAGGAAGAAUGCCAUCAGUUGUAUCCACACGAUUAUAAAGGAGCAUGGAAGUGAUGUGAUACCUAACUCGGUUAAAGAAGUGGAGAAAAUAUUAUUUUUAGAAAAUGAUAUAUCGACUAAACGUAGUGCACUAUCCAUGUUAAUUGAUGUCGACCCAAUGACUACACUAAAGUAUAUUCUCUCUUUGAACGAUCAGCUGUACGAUACUGCUGAUGUGAUUCUACUUGAGGUCAUUCACCUGUUUAAGAAGCUGUACAUUCCUCAUGUAUUUGACAAUUCGUAUUUGUUGAUUAAUGAGGAGGAUGAAGAGAAUGAGGAGGAUAAGGGGGUCCGCAGGGGAGGUGGUGCGGGUAUGUCCGGGUCUGGUCCUCACCCUCAUCCUCAUCCCCAUGGAGAACAUGAAGAAGAGGUUGAGGGAGAUGAAGUACUGGGUGGGUACCAGUCCGAUGGAGAGAUCGACCUCUUCGCAUAUCUACUUUCAGGAGAUGAAAGGAGUCCUUGUAAGGAAGGGAACGUAUCGAGUGCAACGAACAACACGAAGCCAUCGAGUGAAACGAACGGAGGAAUGCUAAACGUGUUGAGUGAAGAAAUACAAUUUAGGAAGAACAAAAUGAAUGAAAGCGAUUACAAUCAAUACAAAAAUAACGUUAUUAAAAUUCUCCUUAAUAUGGUGAACAAGAAUGUUAGUAACAGUGUAUUGUAUGAAGGUGCGUGCUGUUUGCUUUACAUGAGUACCUCCGAGCUCAGUAUAAAAACUGCAAGCGAGUGCUUUAUUAAAUUAUUAAUUAACCAGCACGAUAAUAAUAUUAAGCUAAUUGUAAUAGACAGGUUAUAUUACAUCAUGUGCAAGUGGAAGAAGGUCUUGGAGAAUUAUGUUAUGGACUUACUUAGAGCAUUGAAUUUUCCUUCUAAAGACAUAAGAGUAAAGAUUUUAAAUCUAGUGCUACACAUAUUAAGCAGUCGGAAUGUGCACUUAGUGUUGGGUGUGUUAAAGAAGGAGCUUCUUAAGCUGAACAGUACAGUUAUGUAUAGCAAGAAUAUUUUUUCUAGUGGAGGUGGUAAUAACAGUGGGGUGGUAGCUUCUUCUAAUGCAGGUGCUAAUGGUGGGUCGAGCUCUGCAAGUGGAGUCCCCAACACUGGUGUGAGUAACACAGGAGAGAAUAACUCUGUCACUAAUAACCUGUCUACGAAUUACCAAGAGAUUAUGAGUUACAAGAAAAUAUUACUCAAGUCGAUGCAGCAUAUAUGUAAUAUGUUUUCUACCGAGUGCUUAAGCAUGGUGGACUUACUUUUAACCUACGUGAAUGAUGAAGAGAAGGAAAUAAAUUACGAAGCAGCAGUAUGCAUUAGGAAGCUAGCAAAUAAUCUUUCCCUCCAGAGUACCAUUUUGAACAAAAUUGGUGAUGUUGUAUUUGAAGUGAAGAAGCCACAUAUCUUAAGAAUUUUUUUUUGGGUUCUAGGACAAUACAUGCAAGGAGAACAAGUGAUUUUACAGUUUCUAGAGAAUUUAUAUGAACACCUGGUGCCCAUCCUUGGAAGUAACAUACAAGCAGAUGUGAUGAGCAGGAUACAGAAUGAAAAAUUUAAAAAGAACAAAGUGGUGAUGAAUUUUAACGCUACUGCUACUUCUUCUUCGUGUGUGCCUUCUCCGGCUUUUCAAGCCAAAACGGUUGUGUUGGAAGACGGGACUUACGCCACGGAGGCAGUGUGGAAAAGCCAGAGUGCGUCCCCUGGGGAUGACAGCCCUGGUGAGCUAAACUCGUUUGCUUACAAUUUGCUUGCGGACAAUGACGACUUGUUGCUUUCCGUUUUGUGUGUGUGUGUUACGAAGCUGUAUGUAAAGUUGGUGGCCACGGUACGUGGGGAGGCGUUCGGCUUUUUGGGUCCCGCGUUGGUCCAGCCCCGCGCCGACAACGGCGCUGCUAACGGCGCUGACAACUCGGCCGCCGCUAACGCCGCUAACCCCACCAACAGCGCCGCUCACCGUGUGAACCGGUUCCGGAACAAAGGCAUUUACAUCCUGGCGAGUCUGGCCAAGUACCUGUCGCAGAAGAACGAAAACAAGAGUGCCCUGGAUGUGCAUUACGACGAUAGCAACGUGGUUAGGGUUAACCAGUGUUUGAAAAUAUUUCUGCAUAUCACAUGUAACAUGAGUAGCAUGGACGACUGCACGAAGAAGCUUGUGUUAACUUUCCUCAGUGGAAAUGAGUACUACCAGAAGUUCCUUCACAAGGAAGAGGAAAAGUAUAGCAGCAUAUACAGCGGCACUCAGCGUCACGUAGGUGUAGCCUGCGCAGAUGAUGUUUCGCUCGUCGGGGAGGAGGACGCCAAAGGAGGACUGAGCACCACUCUGUCACCCCCUCCAACCCAAACGAAUGAAAAUAAGCAGAGUGUAGAUGACGAAAUAUAUUUUCGUAUCCUCAAGGAGAAGAAAAAUGUGUUGAACAUGUUUGACGAAAGAUCUGUUGAAGUGGAUGAAAGGGAUGUGUUAAUGGACGAGAAAUUGGACAAGCUCAAAUUGAAAUACACCUUAAGCAAUGACAUUCUUUUUGAAGAAAAUGAAUUUAAGUUCCCUUCAUUUAAACACAAUUACUCUUCCCUGUUCAUGGCUAAGCUAUACAACUCACAAAAACUCACAGGGGUAGAUGAUGAUCUGUUUAUUGAAGCCGUGCCCAUAAUUUCUAAUAUCAAUUUAAUUAUUGAGUUAUAUAUUUAUAACCAAUCUGGUGCAUAUUUGCAGAACAUUUUCAUUGGGCUAUCGACCCAUGGUAAUUUGAAACCGAUUGACAAAAUCCCUGUGUUUAAUUUGGGUCCAAAUGAAAAGAAGAAAUUUAAAAUAAGUGUGAAGGUGCACACGACUGAGGCGGGGAUUAUCUUUGGUUAUGUUUUUUAUGAACGGAAAAAUGAGAAUAAGAAGAAUUACAUUGUGCUGAGCGAGCUGAACAUAAAUAUGACUGACUAUAUUAACGCCUCGUUCAUUUCGUCCCACGUGUUCCGCAUCAUGUGGUCGGAGUUUGAGUGGGAAAACAAGAUCAACAUUAAUACGUCCAUCAGGUGGGGUGGAGCGGCAAUAAUGAACAUUUUCAUUGGGCUAUCGACCCAUGGUAAUUUGAAACCGAUUGACAAAAUCCCUGUGUUUAAUUUGGGUCCAAAUGAAAAGAAGAAAUUUAAAAUAAGUGUGAAGGUGCACACGACUGAGGCGGGGAUUAUCUUUGGUUAUGUUUUUUAUGAACGGAAAAAUGAGAAUAAGAAGAAUUACAUUGUGCUGAGCGAGCUGAACAUAAAUAUGACUGACUAUAUUAACGCCUCGUUCAUUUCGUCCCACGUGUUCCGCAUCAUGUGGUCGGAGUUUGAGUGGGAAAACAAGAUCAACAUUAAUACGUCCAUCAGAGACGCCUUUGAACUGUUGAAGCUCAUCAUUAAGCAGACCAACAUGACCAUCGUGGAAAGGUUCAUGCCACUGGAGUAUUAUGAAAAGGAGGCCAAGAACAGACCUGAGCAAGCAAAUAUUUCCCCCAUAGAUAUUUACAUAUCCUACAUUUCCACUCUGGAGGAUCUCAAGUGCCUUGUGAACAAUUCUGCCUUCUUUGCUGUGAACUUAUUUUCGCGUAGCAUUUUUGGCGAGGACUCCCUGGCCAACCUGUCUGUGCAGAAGAACCCCGACGGCCGCCUCUCGGGGAGCAUCCGCGUGCGCAGCCGCACUCAGGGAAUCGCCCUCAGCCUGGGAGACAAAAUCACGCUGGUUCAAACGGGCCUUAGCAUGGAUGCGCAGUGA
Messenger RNA from Plasmodium fragile, 4230 nucleotides. RefSeq lists its product as uncharacterized. Bases 1 to 4230 code for a protein of 1409 amino acids. Gene Ontology annotation, cellular component: COPI vesicle coat; cytoplasm. NCBI's taxonomy places the organism in Eukaryota, Apicomplexa, Aconoidasida, Haemosporida, Plasmodiidae. The transcript is spliced from 4 exons. Gene Ontology annotation, biological process: endoplasmic reticulum to Golgi vesicle-mediated transport; intra-Golgi vesicle-mediated transport; intracellular protein transport. Gene Ontology annotation, molecular function: structural molecule activity. The record is from RefSeq and is a predicted model, not a curated record.